GGGAGGAUACAAUAAGGGCAUAUCAGCGUGCGGGGGCGCGCCUGCGCGUUCCCGCGGAACUGUGUGGAAGUUUCCCUGCAAGUUGAGAAAGACAAGAGGACUGCUGGGAGCGGAGCGGCACAAGUCACCAGGAAAAGGGGAGAUACAGCAAACAAACAAAAAAAGUGAUUAAAGCGAGUUUUUAUGACAUUUCCCUCUUUUUCAAAUGAAAGCGGUGGCUCCUGUUAGUGUUUGUGGAGUUACCUCACAGGAGACGAGUCAUCAACGGCAGACUGGAAUUACUGAUGGAACCUUUGAACUACAGCUAACUGGGAAGUGGAAAGGACAUCAUUGACUGGCUGAGCAGAGACUGUUCACCCACUAUCAUCCCCACCCACCCCACCCCCACUUCUUCUGGCACCCAGGCCGCAUCUAUGCUCAUCAACCUGUCGGUGGCCAUCAAGGAGACUCGUGCCUUUCAUGGAACACAGCCUGCCCAGCCCGCCGCUGCCCCUGAAGCUGUGGAAGUGACAGCCAUGGAUUCAUGCUCAGCGCGGGUCGCUCCUCCGCCGCCGCCGCCUCCCCUGGCACCUCCACCGCCUCCGCCGCCACCCCCUCCUCCCCCACCUCCACCUGGACCCUCCUCCUCUCCCUCCUCCUCCUCCUCCUCUUCGCCCUUCAGCCGGGCGGACAGCGCCCGUCGGAGCCGGCUGAGGAAGCUGAACUGGGAGCGCAUCCCCAAAGAGAAGGUAGAGGGCAGGAAGAGUGUGUGGAGCGGGGCGGCACCGGGCGAGGACGAGUUCCCCAUCGACCUCCAUUCUCUGGACGAAUUGUUCGGUCAGAAAGACAGCAAGCCUCAGGACAGGACCAGCACCCUGAGACGCCGGUCUGCUCUGCUGCGCUGCAGGUCCCCUCAGGACAGCCCGGAAGAGAUCUCCUUAUUGGACUCCAAACGCAGUAUGAACACUGGAAUAUUUCUCCGCCAGUUCAAGAUGCCCGCUAAAGAGAUAGUUGAGGAUAUCAGGCAGGGUGCUGGGGACCGUUACGGAGCGGAGAAACUCACAGAGCUCUGCAAAUUGCUGCCUGACAGUGAGGAGGAGUCCCGCCUGAGGAGGUUCAGUGGGGAGCGGAGCUGGCUUGGAGAGCCCGAUCUUUUCAUGCUGCUGCUGGUGGAGGUCCCCAGUUUUCGGCUUCGUCUGGAUGCCAUGAUCCUGCAACAAGAGUUUGACCCCGCUGUGACCUCUCUGUGUGUGGCAGCCAGAUGUCUGAGGGAGGCAGCCAGAGAACUGCUGAGCUGUCCUGAAUUACACUCCAUCCUUCGUUUGGUGCUGAAAGCUGGGAACUAUAUGAACGCUGGUGGAUAUGCGGGGAAUGCUGCCGGUUUCCGAAUUUCAUCGCUGCUCAAACUGGCUGACACCAAAGCCAACAAGCCGGGCAUGAAUCUGCUGCAUUUUGUAGCUAUGGAAGCUGUGAAAAAGGACCAGAGUUUACUGUCAUUUCCCAGCCAACUAGGCCAUGUUGGCUCCGCCUCUAGGUUAAGUGAGGAAUCUGUGCUGGAGGAUUUAUCCAAGUUAAAAAGCAGAGUGGUUGCCCUCAAGGCAGACACCCAGACUGAGGCAGAGAUUCAGCAGCAUACGCAACGUUUCAUAGAGGUGGCUGAGGAGCGUCUGAAGGAGGCAGAGGAUGAGGUAGAGGGCAUGAGGAUGUCGAGUCAGGCUCUGGUGGAGUUCUUCUGUGAGGAUGACAGCACUUUCAAACUGGAGGAGGCUUGCAGGGUCUUCCAUUUGUUUUGCCACCGCUUCCAAAGAGCUGUCCAGGAGAAUGCAGAGCGGGAGCUGAAGGAACAGAAACGUCUGGAGCGUCAGCGUGAGAUGGGCGAGAAGCGUCGCUCUCUGGCUGUUUGUACGAGCCUGGACCUGGGCCCGAGCCUCGCCAGAGAGCCUCAUGGUCAGGAGAACCAGGACGAGCUGGAGAAACUCCUAGAGAAGAACUUGAGCUAUACUUGGAGUCGUCGCAGCCUGAGAAGCUCUGACUCCCGCAGACACUCACACCACCUCCACAAUGACGCCCACCUCCAUAACUCGUCCAUUCUUAAGAGCUUCCCUGAGCUGGGCAGCAGCCCGACGUCAAACAGUUAUCACUCAAACAGCUCUUCUGACCAUGAGAACGCAACUGUGCUUUGUAGCUCUCCAGAGACUGAUGGAACAUGUUCCCCUACUGACCAAGAACCUGUUCUGGGCAGAGGGAGCCGGGCUCAACUCAGCCAAACGACCAACCAGAGCAUGGGAGCAGUUCAGGACUCGCAUGUUGCUACAUUUAGUCAUUCUCAGCAUGGACGUACCUUCACGGUCAAACAAGAGGGGCCUGAGAGCAUUUCUUAUGCGCUGCAAGGCCAAACAAAGGAAACAGGACUUGAAAAAGAAGCUGAGACUUCACAUGUACAUGUGGCUUUGAUGAACACUGACUCUUCACCGAGUUCCUGCACAAACCCUGCUGCUACAACUGCUCUAUGCAUUAAAGCCCAGCCCUCUGCUCACAGACAUAGAUUUGGCCUGCCAGUAACAGAUCACUCUCCUCAGAGUAAAUCUAAUGGCUCGCCUGUCAAUGAGCCUGUACCUCAGUCUGUUCAUACGAGUGGAAUACCUUCUCACAGUGAGACCAGGGCUGGGCUGCUGAGGUACCAGAGAUCUGAGAGCCAAUCACAACCAUCUGUAAAUACUCCAGAUAAAGCCCAGUCACAACCACAGAUGAGAGAGAUGUGUGCUGCGACAACUGCUGCAAUGCCUUCACCUGAUGCGGGUCCAACGAAGCAGGCAGACACAGAGGUAGUGUCCACACCUGUGGAUGAGAACUGGAUGCCCUCCAGCCUACCAGAGUUCAGCCAGUUGCAGCCAGAGGAAUACUCUGAUUUGCCAUGCCCUGAGAGGGAGAUUGCAAGAUCGUACCGCGUUGGUGAAACGCUGGAGUGCCACACUUUGGUGAAAGGUCUCCGAUCCUAUGACGCCCUGUCUCCCCCAACCUCUCCACUCCCACGACCCGCCCCUAGCCUCUGCUCCAAGUGGAGGAAAGAGAGGGAGGUUGACCUUCGAGAGGGGGCAGCUCCAGGGUCACCUACAUCAAAGGAGGAGAUUCAAACCAUGAAGAUCCCCGUACGUAGUGGAAUAGGAUCCAAAAGAGGACUUAUGUCACGUGCAGGACCUUCCAACAGCACAGGCAUUCCUAGGGUGCGCUCUAAAACUGAACCUUCAAACGGUGCCUCAGCCCCUACAAACCCACCCACCCCUAGCCGGCUGUCUGCUUCUCGAAGCAUAUCAAUGCGCUCGUCUCCCAUCACUCGGCCCGCUGCUGUUCAGGUGGAGGUGAAACGAAGUAAUAGCACACGGGAGAGGACUGUAAGUGAGACGCAGACUCCAGGAAAAACCACCCUGACUCGAAGGACCUCAGACAGGUCUGUUACUGAGAAGGUCCCAGGCAGCACCCAGCCAGCCUUUGUCAGAGGGUCUCCUCUCCGUGUGUCAAAACGGCUCGCCCCAAACUCUGAGACUCAGGUUUCUCCCCAGCCUCGCACCGCCCACAGCCCAUCGUCUGCCACGGCCAAGACAAUACGCACAGCUGUCAUAUCUGCAGCCCGAAAUAAAACUGCCAAGACCACGAGCACGAGCGCCUCUCCUGCUAGCUCUAAAAUCCCUACAGCUUCACGGAUACCUGGUCCCAAAAUGCCCCGGGCUGCUGCAGCUCAGCCACUCUGGAGGUGAUGGAAGCAAAAAAGUGCUGUUUGUCAAAUCUUUUCAUGCCUUUUAUCAUUUGUCUAAUUCAUACAGUGUGGGUAUUCAUGAAUGGUGCAAGUCAUCCGUCAGAUGAUUUCUGGUCUGAAUCUGCUCUCUUUCAACUGUAGCUCAUCUAAAUUCAACUCUUAUGAAUGAAAUUGUAUGUAGUUCUGAGCGCUUAGGUUCUACACAUGUAACACAGAGCUGCACUGGGAGCAUCUGCGAUACUUUAUCUCAUGUGUUUCACCCACCUCUAGAAAAGUAGAAUACCUUCUUUAAAUCCUACCUCUUUUUACAUCCACUUGUGUCCUUUGCAGGCAAUAGGACACUACAGAAAGACCCAUGUGUACAUGUAGAACAGUUUAACAUAUAUUUCAUGUUGUUAAAAUGAAUUCAACCAAGUGAACACUAUAUGGCUGGAGUGUCCUUUGCAACAACUGUUUCAAUGACACUGGCAUUAAAAAAAAUGUUUUUUUUCUCUUUAUUCUAUUUUAGGAAAGUGUCCAAACGUUUUGAGUACUGUGACCCCCCCUGCUAAGUGAUCGUUGCAUCCUCACACUAAACUCGGUACACUAUUGAACUGUUCAUCCUCUUGUCGCCUUAUCGCUCUGAUGCACUUUACAAACUGAAGACGAGGCUGCGAGGAGAUGAUUACUGUAAUUUCUCUUUUAUAUCAAAAUAUUCUAUAACUUUAUUGAAUGGCAUUGGUUGUUAUUCACUGCAUUAUGUGGAUUUGUAAAUAAGAGAAGAUGAAUAAAGAUGGAGAUGUGGAUA
Molecule: messenger RNA, 4520 nt
Organism: Lates calcarifer (barramundi perch)
Lineage: Eukaryota; Metazoa; Chordata; Actinopteri; Centropomidae
Gene: fhdc2
Product: FH2 domain containing 2
Exons: 12
Coding region: 414-3734 (1106 amino acids)
Source: RefSeq, a predicted model, not a curated record